AUGCAAAUCAGAACUGCAGUGACAUCACCUCACACCCGGCAGGAUGGCUGGGAUCGGAAUGACAGGAAGGGCCGCGCGCUGCUGAGAUCGGAGCCUCUUACCUGCCGGUGGAGGAUAGAGCUGCCCUACGACCCGGCGGCGACCCCAGUUCUGCGCUUUGAUCCAAAGAAAAGGAAAACACUGACUCACAAAGCUGUCCGCACCCCCGAGCCCCCUGCAGCGUCGUUCGCAGCAACACAGACGCGGAAACCACCUAAGCGUCCGAGGCUGGAUGGACGGACGGAGAAGACAUGCCUCCCCACCUCCUCGCCCAGCAGCGCCCCCUUACUGAACCGCCCACACCCUAAACCCCCUCAAAGAGGUGGGCUCUGGACCCCACCCACCCUGAGGGCUCCCCCUCCCCCACUGGACUCCCUAGCCCCCCCAGGUUCUUCCACCCCGCGCGUGUCCUGCGGGUCACCAGGAAGCCCCUUCGCGGGUUCCAUGGCCCUGUCCCCCCGGGUAACCCUGGACUGCUCAGUCCUUGCCCCGCUGGCAGAGGAGCCCUGGCCUGAGACCUAUGAAAUCCUCCUGGAGCCCGAGGCAGAGCCGAGCAGGGACAUCAUCCUGGUGGGCUCCAGCAAGCCGGCGCCCGGUUCGUGCCGGCCCCGCAGAGGUGUCGGUGCUUAUGAAGUCCAGGUGGACCGGAGAGACAUAGAAGGCAUGUGCAUCUGCUGCGGGAGCCUCCAGGUGCACACGCAGCACCCCCUGUUCGAGGGGGGGAUGUGCGCUCCGUGCAAGGACAAGUUUCUGGACUGCCUGUUCCUGUACGACGACGACGGCUACCAGUCCUACUGCUCCAUCUGCUGCUCCAGGGACACGCUGCUCAUCUGCGAAAACCCGGACUGCACCCGCGCCAAGCUCUGCGGCUCCCUCGGUCGGAGCCAGCCGGGAAGUGACGCAGAGCCCGCUCCCCCGGGGCUGGCGGGGGCGGAGGCCGAGCUCCAGCUGUGCUCCCUCCCCUGGGGUCCUGGGCCACCAUCCCACUCACAUGGUCCUCCCCCCACGCCCCCCCAGCUGGGGUCCUUGCACCUGUGUCCCUGGGAGCCCCUGACUUCCUGGCUCCGCAGAUGCUACUGCUUCAAGUGUGUGGACACCCUGGUGGCCCCCGGGACGUCGGGGAGAGUUCAGGCCACGAGCAACUGGGUGUGCUUUCUGUGCCGGCCCUUCCCGCGCAGCGGGCUCCUGCAGAGGCGCAGGAAGUGGCGGGGCUGGCUCAAGGCCUUCUGCGACCGGGAAUCGGAGACUCCCCUGGAGACCUAUGAAACGGUGCCCGUGUGGAAGCGAGAGCCGGUCCGGGUGCUGUCCCUCUUUGGGGACAUCAGGACAGAGCUCGUGAGUUUGGGCUUCUUGGAGGGUGGUUCCAACCCGGCAGGACUGAAGCACUUGGAUGAUGUCACGGAUGUCGUGAGGAGGGAUGUGGAAGGAUGGGGCCCGUUCAACCUGGUGUACGGCUCGACACCCGCCCUGGGCCACACCUGUGACCAUCCUCCGGCCUGGUACCUGUUCCAGUAUCACCGCGUCCUGCAGUACGCGAGGCCCCGGCCGGGCUGCCCGAAGCCCUUCUUCUGGAUGUUCGUGGACAACCUGGUGCUGACGCGAGAGGAACAGACCGUGGCCACUCGCUUCCUGGAGGCUGACCCCGUGACCAUCCAGGACGUCUGUGGCCAAGCCGUGCGGGACGCCGUGCACGUGUGGAGCAACAUCCCCGCCGUGAAAAGCAGGCACUCAGCCUUGGCCUCCCGAGAGGAACUGUCCCUGCUGGCGCACAACAGGCAGAGGACAAAGCCGCCCCUCCAGGGCCCAGCCAAGCUGGUGAAGAACUGCUUUCUCCCCCUGAGAGAAUAUUUCAAAUAUUUUUCAACAGAACUCGCUUCCGCUUUAUAAAUGAUAUAUUUUACCGAGGAGGGAAAAAAAAAAAGACUUUUCCUAGAAGUGGGGAACUUUCCUUACAUUGUUUCUUUUUUCCUUUCCAAAUUGUUAUUUUAUUUGCUUGACCUUGGAUUUCCCAAGAUUGCUACAGACACAUCUUUCCUUUGGGUGUGGUGACGCAGGGCACCUUGUCAGAGGGCGUGAGGCUCCCAGCACCCAGCCAGGGACACGAGCCUCAUGUUGGGAAGCAGAUUUGCCACUGAAAAUGUUUCUUGUGUGCCGGUUGAGAAGUUAAAAAUAUAUUUAUUGUGGUCGUCA
Molecule: messenger RNA, 2229 nt
Organism: Canis lupus familiaris (dog)
Lineage: Eukaryota; Metazoa; Chordata; Mammalia; Carnivora; Canidae
Gene: DNMT3L
Product: DNA methyltransferase 3 like
Exons: 15
Coding region: 1-1926 (641 amino acids)
Biological process (GO): negative regulation of transcription by RNA polymerase II
Cellular component (GO): nucleus
Molecular function (GO): enzyme activator activity; DNA (cytosine-5-)-methyltransferase activity, acting on CpG substrates; DNA binding
Source: RefSeq, a predicted model, not a curated record